AUGAUGAAAGCCAGCGAGUCCAGUGGAUCAGCUUUCCUGAAGGUCGAUCCCGCCUACAUCCAGCAUUGGAAGCAGCUUUUCCCUCAGACCCAACUGAAAGUCAGCUCCCUGACAGCCAUCCCAAUCCCAAUCCCAAACCCAAACCCACUGCAGCCGCUCGACAGAGCCGAUCCGCCGCCUGACAGCGUGCGCCAGCACCCGGGAGCGCACGCCUCAUCUACAUCCACCGCUCCCUCCUCCUCCUCCUCCUCCUCCUCCGUGUGCCCCCUGUCCCUCUCCGGCCUGGCCCCGGUUUCCGUGCCGCAGAUCUCGGGGUUGGGGCAGCUGCAAGGCUCCGAUCCGCCCUCGGCGUUCAACGGAAGCCAAAGCAAAGGGCUGGGCUCCUCUGGCACCGAGAGAGCCCUGAGAUUCUCCUUCACGGCAGAGGAUCUGGACUAUUACCUGUACGGGCAGCAGAGGAUGGAGAUCAUCCCCCUCAACAACCACACGAGCGACCACAACAACCGCUGUGACAUGUGUGCUGACAAUCGGAAUGGCGAGUGCCCGAUGCACGGGCCGCUCCACUCACUGCGCCGUCUGGUGGGCACGAGCAGCAGCACGGUCGUAGCUCCCCCUGAGGUGCCAUGUGGGCUGCGGGAGCUGCCACGGGAGGUGUGUCUGUGUACGAGUACCGUGCCAGGCCUGGGCUACGGUAUCUGCGCUGCUCAGCGCAUCCCACAGGGCACCUGGCUCGGACCCUACCAGGGAGUUGCCAUCAGCAGGGAAAAGGUGCAGAUGGGAGCUCUCCGGAACAGCCGCCACCUCUGGGAGAUAUAUGACCAGGAAGGAUCGCUACAACAUUUCAUCGAUGGCAGUGACCCCAGCAAAUCAAACUGGAUGCGAUAUAUCCGAUGUGCAAGACAUUGUGGGGAGCAGAACAUAACAGUUGUCCAGUACAGAUCAUGCAUAUUCUACAGAGCUUGUGUGGACAUCCCAAGAGGAGUGGAGCUCCUAGUCUGGUACAAUGACAGCUACACAUCAUUCUUUGGGAUCCCAUUUCAAUGUGUCGCACAGGAUGACAAUUUGAAUAUCCCUUCGUCUCUUGCUGAUGUAAUGGCCAGACAUGAGACUUUGCAGUCAUUCAACAAGACCAGCAAGAUGCCUCCCACCGGUGUGUACCGUUCCAUGGGGACAUCAUGCAACAAGUCACUGUGUGACAAGUCAGGCCAGGCUGAGUUAAUAGCCAACCAGGGUCAUAUGAAGAACCAACGAAUACUGGCAAGUCCAACUUCAACCAGCCAAUUAAAUGGAGAAUUCAGUGACUGGCACCUAUGGAAAUGUGGACAGUGCUUUAAGACCUUUACUCAACGGAUUCUUCUACAGAUGCACGUGUGUCCACAGAACCCAGACAGGCCUUACCAGUGCGGACAUUGCUCCCAGUCCUUCUCCCAGCCUUCAGAACUGAGGAAUCACGUAGUCACGCACUCCAGUGACAGACCUUUUAAAUGUGGCUUCUGCGGACGUGCCUUUGCUGGAGCUACAACAUUAAACAAUCACAUUCGGACACACACGGGGGAAAAACCAUUUAAGUGCGAGAAGUGCGAUCGGAGCUUCACACAAGCCACCCAGCUGAGCAGACACCAGCGGAUGCCCAACGAGUGCAAGCCAAUAACAGAGAGCACAGAAUCAAUUGAAGUGGAUUAACUGAUUGACUGGCUGGAAUUAAACUGCAAGGAAAGUCAUGAUUAAAUGUCAUGGACACUUAAGCAAAACCAAAGAUUUCCUCUGAGCAACUUUCAAUCAGUCCCAGAAAACCAAAAGCGGUAAUAAAAUAAGUAAGACGUUAAAAGAUAUUGAUCUUGGCACGGGAAAGAGAGCGAGCAAGAGGGAGAGAGAGAGAGAGAGAGAAAGAAAUUGAGAGAGAGAGAGAGAGUGAGCAGAAAAAGAGAUUAUUUAUUUAUGACUAGAGAUACAACUCAUUCAAUGGACAAAGAAUUGGAAACUUGCGUAGAUUCUUAUGCCCAGAAUAUAUUACAUUUCUAAGAGCCUUUUAAUUGUUAUUUAAUACCAAAGCAAGAAAAAUAUUAAUUUGUGGCUUCAGCAGCCCGCAGUCAUGACCGAGAAUGCACAUUGUUUUAUUGCACCUUUUUAGCAUGACUUGAGGGACGUGGACUGUCCUCUUCUUUUUUUCUAACCUUACUGUCU
Messenger RNA from Callorhinchus milii (elephant shark), 2184 nucleotides. It is a transcript of the gene prdm6, whose product is annotated as PR domain containing 6. Gene Ontology annotation, molecular function: histone methyltransferase activity; protein binding. The transcript is spliced from 7 exons. Gene Ontology annotation, cellular component: nucleus. The record is from RefSeq and is a predicted model, not a curated record. NCBI's taxonomy places the organism in Eukaryota, Metazoa, Chordata, Chondrichthyes, Chimaeriformes, Callorhinchidae. Bases 1 to 1683 code for a protein of 560 amino acids.